CUUAAUUACUAACAAUGUUUUGUAAAUUCAGAAAACUUUCCCGCAAAUACAAUUAAGAUACAUCGAUCAUUUAUAUUUCAUUUUACCAUUAGUCGAAAAAACUUAUGGAGCGAGUACGAGUCGAUUGGGAUUCCUUAAAGGAGAAAGAGGAACUUAAAAUCAUGCACAAACAUGCUAAUAGCGGGAGACGCUACACAUUCAUUACAAUGAUAAUAAUGUACACGAUGAUAUUUUUGCAUACGUUAAUAUUUUUUUCGACACACAUUUUUAACACCCUGAUACCGUUGAACAAGUCGCGCACAAAUCGCGAACAUUUAUGGCACUUACCGAACAUGAUGGAACACUUUAUUGAUCGAGAGAAGUACAUUUAUUUAUUAAUAGUUUAUCUGUUGCUGAUAGGCUUCAUAGGUGCUACCGUAUUGCUAGUUGUCGAUUCGCUUUGUAUUAUGUAUAUACAACAUAUAACCGCACUGUUUCAAAUCACCAGUUACCGAAUUGAACGCAUUGUAAGUAAAAGUCGGAUGAAAUCAUUAGGCUUUUCAAAAAAGUCUGAUACUUAUGAAAACAUCGCAAAAACCAUCGAUAGUCAUCAAAGAGCUGUCGAAUUUCUCAAUUCUAUGCAGUCUAUGUAUGAAAUUGUCUACAUGUUCCUAAUUCCUAUAAGCGUGGUAACGUUAAGCAUUAAUCUAUAUCAGUUUUAUGAGCACAUUAUAUCAGGUACUGAAGGGAUUGUCAUAUGGCUCGGGUACAUUGCUUGUCAUUUUAGCACCAUGUUUUUGCACAAUUAUUUCGGUCAACAAAUAAUAGAUUACAGCAAUAAUAUAUUUAAAAAAUUAUGCAGCAUUCAAUGGUACAUGACUCCAUUAUAUACGCAAAAAUGUCUUUUAUUUAUGAUGCGCAGAAAUAUGAAAAGUUCCAAAAUAAUGAUUAGCUCUGUGUUCACGGCAUCUUUAGAAGGCUUUGCUACGGUAAAACACGAGUAAAUGCAACACGCGACGAACGAUCGACCUCGUUUUGAUCGUUUUAAUCUACGAGAGGGGAGAAUUUUGUUGCAAAUCGUGAACAAGCUCCUUUGAUAUCGUGUUACUACGUUCUUAUCUAAACUACAAACGUAAUGUCUCUAUUCUACGAGAAGCUCCAAGCUAGAAGCACUAUCGGUGUAGCUUGCAAAUACGAAGAACGCUUGCAACUCGUCGUGCACAAAUCUCUCCUGAUAUGUCGAGACAGAAAUUAGCACGUCUCGCAUCGUAUUUCAAUUGUCGACUAAUGGUAUAGCUAUUUUCCAAUAGCAUGUUCGAUUCAUUAAUAUUCGGUUCGAGCAUUAAUUAUAUUCAA
This is a messenger RNA of Camponotus floridanus (Florida carpenter ant), 1335 nucleotides long. RefSeq names its product odorant receptor 43a-like. Gene Ontology annotation, cellular component: plasma membrane. Lineage: Eukaryota; Metazoa; Arthropoda; Insecta; Hymenoptera; Formicidae. The transcript is spliced from 7 exons. The record is from RefSeq and is a predicted model, not a curated record. Bases 105 to 983 code for a protein of 292 amino acids. Gene Ontology annotation, molecular function: odorant binding; olfactory receptor activity. Gene Ontology annotation, biological process: detection of chemical stimulus involved in sensory perception of smell; sensory perception of smell.